AGAACUCAUGUUCUUGAUCAUAAAGCAAGUGUAUUUUUAUCAAUUACUAUGGACUAUUAUACCAAUCCUCUAGUUCUCUUGCUUGCCUGGACUUUGGUCCAUGGCUUCAAUUUAUUAGUAGCAUUAACAACAAAUAGAAGCAGAAAGCUUCCUCCAGGACCUUUCCCAUUACCCAUAAUCGGAAAUCUUCACUUGUUAGGCAAUCAACCACAUAAAUCACUUACCAAACUCGCCAAUUUUCAUGGCCCAAUUAUGCGUCUGAAGUUGGGCCAAAUAUCAACUGUGGUCAUUUCAUCUUCAGACAUGGCCAAACAAGUGCUCCAGAAGCAAGACUUAGCCUUCUCUAGCAGGUCAAUUCCUGAUACAGUCCAAUCGGACAACUUUCACAUGUCCUCAGUUGUUUGGGUUCCCGCUUCCCAACAUCAAUGGAGAAGUCUCCGCAAAAUAUUGAAUUCCCACAUCUUCUCCAUUAACAAGCUUGAUGCCACCCAGCACCUUAGGUACAAAAAGAUGGAAGAUCUUAUUGUUUACUGUCAAAGGAGUAGCGAAAUCGGCGAGGCAGUAGAUAUUGGUGGUGCAAUUUUCAGGACCAUGUUGAAUUUACUUUCCAACACUCUUUUCUCAAGAGAUUUGGUUGAUCCGUAUGAAAAUUCCGGUGAGGAAUUUAAGGAUUUGGUGGAGGGACUAAUGAUAGACAUGGGUAAACCAAACUUGGUGGAUUAUUUCCCAGUGCUAAAAAUAGUAGAUCCGCAAGGUCUAAGGCGAUAUAAUUCUCACUUCGGAAAGCUACUAAAGUUUUUUCAUGGAUUGAUAAAUGAGAGGCUCGAACUAAGGAAGUUGAAGGGAAAAAACACUAAUGAUGUUUUAGACACCUUACUCACAGCCAGUGAAGAUAAUCUUCAAGAUAUUGAUCGCAAGCAUAUAGCUACAAUACUUUUGGACCUAUUUGUUGCUGGGACUGAUACAAGUUCUAACGUAGUGGAAUGGGCUAUGACUGAGAUUCUUAAAGCUUCAGAGAUUAUGAGGAAAGCCCAAGCGGAGCUCGUGCAAGUCAUCGGAGAAGGCAAGGCAAUAGAGGAAGCUGACGUUGCCCGACUCCCUUACUUGCAGUGCAUUAUUAAAGAAACUUUCAGGAUGCACCCUCCAGCUCCUUUUUUGGUUCCUCGAAAAGUAGAGCAAGAUGUUGAGGUGUGUGGCUACAGUGUCCCUAAAGGUUCAAAAGUGAUGAUUAAUGUGUGGGCAAUUGGCCGGGACUCAACUCUAUGGGAAGACCCUUCAGUGUUUAAUCCUGAUAGAUUUAAGGAUUCAAAAUUGGAUGUGAGAGGUCAAGAUUUUGAGUUGAUUCCAUUUGGUGCUGGUCGGAGAAUUUGUCCUGGUCUGCCAUUGGCAUUAAGGAUGGUCCCAGUAAUGAUUGGUACAUUGUUGAAUACAUUUAAAUGGAAAAUUGAGGGUGACAUUGCACCAAAUGACUUGGACAUGCAGGAGAAAUUUGGUCUCAUCUUGGCUAAACUUCGUCCUCUCCGAGCUGUCCCACUUCCCCUCUAAAAUCCAAAAUUAGAUGGCUUCCGUCCUAGAAAUGGCAAUGGCUGAUCGAUGAACAUUGUAACUUAUAUUUCAUUUCCAAAAAAUGAAGAAUUUAGUACUAUAAGCACAGAUUAUGUAAUUUUGUAGAGAAGGAAAUUAGUUUCUUCCUAAGAAAAAAGAGAGGGAAGAUGCAUUUGAUUUUACUUGAAGUUGAGAAGAUGCAAGGCAAUUUAAUUUGAAGACUUUUAAGUUCGUUCAUGCACAACGCAUGUAAUUAACCUUCUUUAAUAAUUACCUCAUGUUUAAUUUUAAUUGAAAUGUUUGCGUACGUGUCUUUGUACCUUGAUCCAUUUAUUUGCCUCUGUAUAAUUA
Molecule: messenger RNA, 1896 nt
Organism: Solanum dulcamara
Lineage: Eukaryota; Viridiplantae; Streptophyta; Magnoliopsida; Solanales; Solanaceae
Product: geraniol 8-hydroxylase-like
Exons: 3
Coding region: 49-1545 (498 amino acids)
Molecular function (GO): monooxygenase activity; iron ion binding; oxidoreductase activity, acting on paired donors, with incorporation or reduction of molecular oxygen
Source: RefSeq, a predicted model, not a curated record